GGAUAUGAAAAACAAAUUAUUUAUAAAUUAUUCAAUAAUUUAUAUUAUAAAAUUAUAGUUAAAUUCAUUCAUUUAUAAUAUAAAAAUAUAACCAAAGACUAAAUUUACCCAUAAUGCUCAUAAUAUUUGGCGGUGGAAUAUUCAAAACAGUGAGAAAAAUUAACCUAAAACAUGAAUUUUAAUAUAUGUUAAUCUAACGUCAAACAUGAGUGGAAUAACAGCAAUACACGUUAAAAAAUUAAGUCAUAAUAUUGAAGAAAUACGAUUGAGAGCAUUAGAUAAUAUUAUUUCAAAAUACGAUCUUGGUUUUGGUUGUGAUUGUGAUGCUGUAAGAAAAGAAUUAAUAACAAAAUUAUUUAAUUGGUUUUCAUUUGAAACUUUUUCGCAAACUCAAAAAGUUUUAGAUUUAUUACUUCGUUUACUAAAGAUAAGUGAUAAAAAUCAUUUAAAUGCAUUUGGUAAAGUAAGAUUUCAAAAUGAGCUACAUGAAUUAAGAAGAAAAUUAGAUUCAGAAUGGUAUGAAAAAUUAAAUGAAAUUGAAGAAGCAGUUCUUAAUUCAGAUAAAUUGCAAACAAUAUCAUUAAAAUCAGAAACUAUAAAGGAUCCUAGCUCUCCAAAAAUGGGAUUUAUCGAUUAUGACCGACAUAGAACACGCAUAAAAGAUUAUGAAAUUAACAAAAUACAAAUGAAAGAAGAUCAUUUGUCUCAAAGUAUUACUCCUGUUCUAAAUAAUACAGUACCAUUUGAUUUAACAUUAGAAUGUGGAGAUGGAACUCCAAUAUCCAAAGCUACAGAAGGUGGUAUUAAAUGGUUAAUCAUGCCAUGGCAACCUUUAGUUGCUUCAGAUAGAGGUGUUUUAGCAGCAGUUGAAGAUGCUCUAAAUAAUAAUUUAGAUACAAAUCUUAUAUUACAUACUUGUCAAUUUAUAACAAAUGUAAUGAUGCAGGAUUUUCCAGCAGAAGUUUUUCUUCAAAGACCAACUAUUGUUUAUAUAUUACAUAAUCUGUUAAAAUCUAGUACAAAUGCAAAAAAUACUAAUUUUAAAAAUAUUGUACCAAUGGUGUUAAAAACGCUUCAUAAAUUAACACGUUCUUUAAGACUAAGAAUUUAUUAUUACUGUGAACCAUGCAUUGCAAAUAAAAAACAAAAAUUAUUAACAGAAAAAUUAAACAAUAAUGUUUAUUCUUCUUCUGAAAUAAGAGAUAGUCCCGAUGGGGGAUUCCCAGAAGUUAAUUAUCAAGCAUAUCAAUCUAGUGAUACAAGUGAAAGAAGUCAAAGUGUAUCUGAUAAUAUUGAUGAUUCUAUUUUGCAAUUGCAACAAAUGCUUAUUCCAAUUUUUUGCAUUGAAACUUUAAAACAUGUUAUAUCUCAAUUAAGUAUUUCUAUUGAUUCCAAAUUUUUAUUAAGAGACAUCAAGUACAUAAUAGACUUGAUGUAUGAAUUAGUAGAAUUACUUAUUAUUAGCAUCAUGCCAAAUGUUUGGCUUUGUAAUGAUGAUAUUGCCUUAAAAGUAAUUGAAGAUAUGAAAGUAUUAUUUGGCAUCUUAGGAGAUGUUAUAGAAUAUUUUGGAAAUUAUAGCACAAUGGAUGAUUUCAGGAUAACAUAUUUGCAUCUUAUUACUAUUACAAUGAAACUUUUAAGUCAUAUUGUUCCUUUGGAAAUAGCAGAUAUUAUUUUUCCUAAAUCUCUUAAAACAUCAAUAUGCAUAGCUAUAAUAGAUGCUGCUAUUUAUUUUUUAUAUCCAAAACUACACUCUAUAUUACAAGAAUAUGGCCGUCAAUUUCAAGAUUCUGAUGAAAUAAUGUAUAUUAAAAUAUUUGAUGAAUUAAGAAUAAUAAUGAAAUCAAUGCAAGCAAUCAUAGAUUUAUUAAAAAACAAAUCUAAUUCAUCUCAUUCAGAAGUCUUAAAAAUGUUAUACUCUUCAAAAUUAAGUUUAUCUUAUCACAAAAAUUUCAGCAUUGUUAAAAAAACUAUUGAAUUUUUACAAAAUAUAAAUAAGUAUUCUCUAAAUGAUGAAGAUCAUAAGUUAGCUACAAAAUUAAUAUUAAAUUUAUUAGCAAAUGCAGAUGCAGAUAUACAAUAUGUCACGUAUCUCGAAUGUCAUACUUUAACUAAAAAAAUUCUAGGAAUAGAAUAUAGAAGUGAAAUGUUAUCCUGGGAAAAUUUAAUGUUUUUAUUCGAAUCAUCUGUGUUAACUGAAAUUAUAUCUUAUGGUAUAACACAUGAUGAUAAAAGGAUCAGAGAAAUGUCUGAAGAAAUAUUAAUUUAUAUUCUAAAGGGAAGAUUACAAAUGGGAGAAAAUGGAUGGUUAAAAUCAUUAGAAGUAAUAGUACCAGUGUUGCCUAUUUUACAGUGUUAUGCUCAUUCUUCUACAACUUUAGGUCAAUGUGUAACAAAAAUCUUUGAUCCUGAUGUUUCUACUAACAUACAAUUACCAUUUAUUGAGGUUUUAAAAGGUAAUUUAAGAUUCCUAUUUUCAUCAGAAGAAGCUAUUAGAGAAGAAGCUGUUUGUAGAUUGAUUUGGCUUCUUGAAAAAGAAAAAAAUUCAGUUCAAAAAUUACCACGAUUAUCAUCUUUACACGAUUUACCAUUUAAUUCGCUUUGCAUAUUUGAUAAUCAAAUGUCUUUUAAAAAAUCUGAAGGCAAUUAUCAGAGAAGUAAUUUAUUAUCAGUACUUGAAAUGUUAAAUGAUUCAGAUGUUGAUCCAAAAAUAAGAAAAUCAGCAUUAGUACAAAUUAGUGUCAUGCUUACAGAUUCUUCUUUACACAAAUUGUUUAUUACUGAAAAUGGAUUAUCGCUAAUCUUAAAAAUAUUUAAUAGUGCUUUGGUUGAAAAAGAAUAUAAUAAUUAUCCAGAUUCUGUCAUUCCUAUAAUUACUAUACUAAAAUUAUUAGCAUUUUCUGAAUCUUCUAUACGUCAAGAUUUAUCUACUCGUAUUAACGUUUUCUCGAAUAUAAUUAGAAGUCUUUUCCUAUUUCCAAAUAAUGAAUGUGUUAAAAUUGAUGGUUCACAAUUAUUAUGUAUAUUACUUUAUAAUGAUUACAUCAUAAGAUUGAGUGAAAAAUAUGCAGAAAAUUAUAAUCAAUUAAAUGUUGCUUUACCUUAUAUUAUCAUAUCUAAGAUGAAAUUACCAUUCAUUUGUAAAUCACAUUCGAAAAUAAGUAGACAUAGACGAUCAGAUAUGUCUGUUCUUCAUGACAAUAAUCCAUUAUCAUUAACAUUUAUAAAACAAUAUUGGAUAUGGGAAUGGCAUAAUGGUAUAAAUGUACUUUGGAAAAAUUUAAACAAUCUUUAUGAUUCUGAUGUAUCAGAAAAAUUGAAAAUUCAAGAAAACGAAUUUUUAGUUUUACGUCUUAGUUCUUCUUAUUACUGCUGUCAACAACAAUUGUAUAAUAUACAAAAUUCAACUACUCAUGACUCAGUUUCAUGUGCACUUGAUUAUCUUACAAUGUACAUAAAAUUUUAUAAAAUGCAACAAUAUGAAGAAAUAAAAGACAUAAGCUUAUUACCUUGGGAACGAACAUUUGAACGAUUUUUAUAUUCACAACCUGCAAGUAAAGAAGACUGUGAUUUAUUUGUUGAAGUUUUAAAUUUUCUACAAGUUUAUAUCAAUAUUACAAAAAAUGGAAAGUAUACAUGGACUUACAAAAUAAUGAAAAAUAUAACUAAAUCAUUGGGCGAAUUAUUAAAAAACUCAGAAUUAGAUAAUCAAAAUAUACAUCAAUCUAUAUUGAAAUUAGCUCGUAUAUGUUCAGCUGUAGAAGAAACUGAGAAAUCUACUAUGGAAGAUCAGAACAUUUGGUUACAUUUUAUUGAAUUAAUUAUUUCUACUUUAUGUUUAGGAGAUCAACAGCAUUAUUAUAAUUUAGCUUAUCUUGAUUGGUUAUUAACUUGUUUAACAUAUUUAAUUGGAAAGUGCAAUUGGAUAGAUUAUAAAAAUUUAUUAAUAUCAUUAGGAAACUCAUUGAUCGAACUAAUUAUAUCCUUUCAUGGAGCUGGAACAGUUAGUUUUAUGGGUUUAUCCAUAACUAGAAAUUCUAUUAUAUGUCUUAAUCAUUUGUUAUAUCAAAUGCAAAUAAACUUUAAUAAAAAUAUUUUUGCGCAAUUUUGGUAUGAAGAAGAUCGUACGUUAAAUUGGUUGCCCAUAUUAUGGCAAAAUCGAGAUCCUUUAAUUCGAGCAUCUGCUUUACAAUUAUUAGCUGGACUUAUGAAUAAUUUACAUACUGCUUCUCAACUAUUAAAUUCUGUAGCAUUAGCACCAAGCGAAUUAUGUCAGACAUUACUUCAAUAUAUUGCUAGUAGAGAAGAAUCAUGCAUUGUUAGAGAACAAGCUUGUUGUGCAUUCAGUAGUUUAGUGAAAAAUUGCAAUUCUAUAAUUUUUCAAUAUAUGGAUUCUCUGAAAGCAAGCUCUAUUUUAAUAUAUAUAGAACAAAAUAACACUUAUUACGAAAUAAGUGUGCUAUGUUCUAGUAUUUAUAUGCUUACUUCUUUGGACUGUGACCAUAUGAAUAAUCAAGAACAAGAAACUGGGAAAGUCCCAUCUAUUCAUAGCAUGCAAUCAAGUUGUACAUCAAUGGUAUCGCGUACAAUUUCACAUUUAUAUAAUUGUCAAGAUGAAUUACAACCUUUUUCUGCCAGAGGAUCAACUACUGAUAUAGAUAAUUAUUUACAAUUAGUAGCAACACCAUCAUUGAUAACAGCUGUAUGUAGACUAUUAAAUAAUUUAAUAUUUAUAGGAAAACAAGAAGUUGUUCAUCAAAUUUAUGAGCAUUCUAUUGACAAAUAUUUAAUUGGAUGCAUCAAUGAAAUUCCUAAAGAUGUGGAAAAUAAAAAGAAUUUAACACAUUCCUGUGAUGUAUUAGAAAUGUAUAUUAAUAUUUGUACAGUUUUAACGAACUGUAUUACAUAUAGUAAUGAAUAUACUCUUGUAGCUAAUUUUUCUCUUGAUUCACUUUACAAGUUGUUUUGUUUUUUAAACUAUGAUUUAUAUUGUAAUAAUAUAUCCCAGUUGAUAUCCUUACGAAAUAAGCUCUGGACUGAGAUUUUCAAUUUUAUAGCCAUACUUUCGUUAACGGAAAAUCAACAUUUUGAAUCAAUUCAAACUGCUUUAGAAUUGUGUGGUCCAGAAAUUGUACUUUCAUCUAUUUGUAUUGCAAUGAAAGAUUCUAGUCCAGAACUUCGUAUCAGUGCUAUAAGUUGUCUCGCAUUUCUACUUUCUCAGGAAAUUCAAAAAGAUUCUUUAGGAAAAAGUAAUAUUUCAUUACAAUUGGUAAUAGAUACUCCUUCAAUUAAAUCAUUAACUGGCAACAGAAAUGAUUUAAGAGAAAUUAUAUCUGAUGUUAAUAAACUUUCUUUACAAAACGUCAAUAUAUAUUCAUCAAAAUCAAAUGGAAAUAAAGAUAUCCCUUUAAUUUCCGAAAAAAUAUCAGAUUGUGAAGUUGAAAAAAAGGAAAUUAUUAUGAGUGAAGAGUUUUGUAAUAUUUUAUUACAAUUAUUUAUAGCUCAUAAUUAUAAUAAAUCUAAAAAAAAUAAAAAAUUAAAUGAUGAUAAAGAUUUGAUCACAAGCGCGCUCACUAAUUUAUUGUGUGUAUCAAAUAUAGCCAAAAAAGUUGCAUUAAGAGAAAAUUUAUCUGAAACAGUUUUAAUGAUAUUAAAAGAAUUAUAUGUCAGAUUAAAUAUACAACCUUUUGAACUUUUCAAAAAUCAAACAGAUCGUGAAAAAAAGAUUCAUCCAUUACUAUACGACGUGAAUGCUAUUUUAAUAUUACUAAUGAAUUUUAUGUAUGGUAGUAUAGAAGUUAAAGAAGUUUUGAUGAAAUUUGGACUAGCAGAUGUGUUACAUAAAUUAUGGGCUUGGAUUGCAUUAAAUAAAACAGUUACGACUACUGCUUUAAAAUUACUAGCAACCUACACUACAAAAUGUUCUACAGCGCAAUCUUUGACAUUAACAACUAUUUUACCAGGAACAGGUCUUAGAAAAACUCCAAAUACUCUUGCUCUUAUACAUGUUAUUGUACAAUUAGUUUGUAAAGAAAUAGAUAAAGCAGGUCAAUCCUUUGAUAAUCAUAAGUUACACUUUGGCUUUCAUGUUUUACGAAAUGCAAUACAUGUUCAUGAAUGUAGAGUAUCAAUUUCAAAGAGUAAUCUCCUACAGUUUUUUACGAAAAUACAUCCAAUUACGACGAAACGGGCAAAACCAUGGCCACUUGUUGAGUUAUAUUGUUUAGAAUUUUUAAUUGAUUUUACUUAUUACGAAGAGGGUCAGUUAUGUGUCCCAAAGGCUGUUGAUGGGUUGGAUGUUUUAUUGCAAUUGUCAAAAUACUCUUCAUCAUCUAAUAGAAUUCUUGCAAUUUCCAUAUUACGUAAUCUUGCAUUUAACAUGACUAAUCGACCGCGAUUACUUAGUUCAGUGGAUUUCAUUAAUGUUCUACAUGAUAUAUUUAAAAAUGGUUCUUUAGAUGAAAUUAAAAUAGCAGGUUCUAUGUUAUGGUCUUUAAUAUCUAACAAUCAGAAAGGAAAAUUAAUUAUACGAAGUGCUGGUUUUUCUCAAAGUAUACAAGAAGCUUUAGGUAAAUUUACGUUAUUAAAUGUAGAUCAUAACAAAAAUGAAGAAGAUUUAAUUAAAAUAUUACAAUAUGUAUUAAAAAUUCUUAAUCCAAUAGACAUUAAAAAUGAUUAAAAUGAGCAAUCAAAUAAAAUAUUUAAAUGCGAAUAAUUGUAUAUAGAAAUAAAAAUGUUAAAUUAUGUGAAUAAUAUUAUUAAUGAAAUUUGUAAUAUUUUUUAUAUAAAAAAUAUAUGUAAUAUCGAUUUAUACAAUUUUUAUUUUUAUAAAUAUAUAGUGUCAUUUUUAUAGAUAUAUUUUUUGAUGUAUUAUUGAUGUAUUAUUAUAACAUAAAUAUUUUAUAACAUUUGAUAAUAAAUGUUAUUUAAUUUAUUGAUA
Apis dorsata (giant honeybee) is the source of this 6940-nucleotide messenger RNA. RefSeq names its product rotatin (gene ana3). Gene Ontology annotation, cellular component: ciliary basal body; centrosome; centriole. NCBI's taxonomy places the organism in Eukaryota, Metazoa, Arthropoda, Insecta, Hymenoptera, Apidae. The record is from RefSeq and is a predicted model, not a curated record. Gene Ontology annotation, biological process: centriole replication; centriole-centriole cohesion; ciliary basal body organization. The transcript has 29 exons. The coding region runs from base 206 to 6679 and encodes 2157 amino acids.